AUGAUGAAUUAUGAAGAAAAUACUAAUUUAGGAAACCACCCAGAAGAAAUCGUAUUAAUAGUUGACGAAGAAAAUCGCCCAAUCGGAGAAGCUAUUCGUAAAGAUAUGAGAAAGCUGAAGCUUGCCCAUAGGGCAAGCUUUAUUUUUAUAAAAAAUUCAGAAGGGCUUUUGCACGUCCAGAAGCGAGUUUUAACAAAAGAUGUUUACCCUGGGUACUUCGACCCUACUACAGGUGGGUGUGUUUUGGCAUCAGAUUUAAAUGAUAAAGAAGCUGCACUCAGAGAGCUUGAAGAAGAACUUGGUAUUACUGGGAUUGACAUUGAAUUUGUUGACUGGUUCCAUUAUAAGAAUGCAGAAAAUAAUGUAUGGGGAUCAAUUUAUCUUGCAGAGUGGAAUGGACCUGUUAGUCUGCAAGCUGAUGAAGUUGAGUCGCUUCACAUGAUGAGCAUUUCAGAAAUUUUAGAAAGGUUUCAAAACAAUGAAAAAUUCUGCCCAGAUAGCAUGGCAGCACUUCAACAGCUAAUUAGUUUAGGCAGACUUAAUUAA
This is a messenger RNA of Blepharisma stoltei, 546 nucleotides long. The record is from the annotation of a GenBank genome assembly. NCBI's taxonomy places the organism in Eukaryota, Ciliophora, Heterotrichea, Heterotrichida, Blepharismidae.